AUGAGAGUUUUACUUUUGACAGUAUUACUUUUAUGUACUGUAUUUUUAGUACAAAGUCAAGAUUUCCAAAAUGAAACUUAUGUAUCAAAAUUUGAACCAGUUUCAUCAAAUGGUAAAGCUUCAAUUACAACUUAUUUCAGUCCAGAUACAAGUCUUAAAGUUGAAACAGAUUUAAUUGUAAAUGCAAAGGAAUCAAUUGAUAUUGCCAUCCCAGGCAUGGAUUCAUGGAUUUAUUGUACAGAUUCAUAUCAAGGUGUUUACGGUUGUACAGUUGCCAAGCAAAGAACUGAAACAUUCCCAAUUUUCCAAGCAUUAUUAAAUGCAGUUAAUGGUGGUAUUAAGGUUAGAAUCAUUACCAACAAUUAUUAUACACCAGGUGCCAAUGGAUCAUGUAGUGAUGGUCAAAUUGAUCCACUUAGUUUUUUAGCAUUAGCAGGUGCAGAAGUUAAAUACUUUACAACAGUAACUUAUCUUCAUUCAAAGUAUUGUAAUGUCGAUGGUGGUACAUCAUCAAUUUCCUCAAUUAACUACAGUCAAACUUCAUUCAUGAAGAAUAGAGAAGCUGGUGUUAUUGUCAGUGGUAACGAUGAUUUAACAGAUUUCACAAACCAAGUUUUUGAAUAUGAUUGGAACCAUGGUAUCCCAUGGCCAACCAUUACUUACACUCCAGCUGAAAUGAAAAUCAUCACCGACAAAACAAUGAUUGAUGUAGUUAUUCCAUCACCAACUAGUUUCCCAGGUUCUUACGUUACCACAGUAACCACCGUCAAUGAGGCUAUGGAUACUACUGUUUUCACAUCUCCAGAUUUCGCUUGGGAACAAGUUAAAGCCGAUAUUGAUGCUUCUUCAUCAAUGUUGGUUUACAUCUAUCAAAUCACUGGUCCAUCUUGGUGUGAUCUUUUAGGUAACUAUUCUGGUAGUCUCACUAUCUUGGUUUCUGAUGUCAUUUUUGAUGAAGCCGAUUAUGAAUCUGCAGUACUCUGUUAUAAUCAUCUCUACAACAAUGGUAUCACCAUUAGAAAGACUGCUAAGAAUAUGUACACUUACUCACAUCAAAAAUAUUGGGUUCUCGAUAAUAAAACUGUUUACCUCUCAACUGGUAACUGGGGUGAAACUGAUUUCCCUGAUGGUAGUUCCGAUUUCCCACCAUCAGAUUCAUCUGAUUGGAGAAAGAUUAAUAGAGAUUUCAACAUUAAAAUGGUUGACCCUAAAUUAACUGCUGUUUAUACUAAUUUAUUCAAAGCUGAUUAUGCUUUAGGUUUUGAUUAUCAUCCAUACAAAUAA
Molecule: messenger RNA, 1284 nt
Organism: Dictyostelium discoideum AX4
Lineage: Eukaryota; Evosea; Eumycetozoa; Dictyosteliales; Dictyosteliaceae
Product: phospholipase D
Exons: 2
Coding region: 1-1284 (427 amino acids)
Molecular function (GO): catalytic activity
Source: RefSeq, a predicted model, not a curated record